AUGACUGCAGAGGAUUUUGAUUUUUUGCUGGGUAAAGUCAAACACCUCAUAACAAAACAGGACACCAAGAUGAGACUGGCAAUACCACCUGGAGAGCGUAUGUCUUUGACCUUGCGCUUCCUGGCAACAGGUGAAUCAUUCAAGUCCCUGAGGUUCCAGUACAGAGUUGGGACCAGCACCAUCUCACAGAUAGUUGUGGAGACCUGUGCCGCUCUGUACCAGGUUUUGAAGGAAGACUUCCUAAAGACACCAUCAACGGAGGCAGAAUGGCAGGCAAUAGCCCAGGACUUCGAAAGGAAAUGGCAGUUUCCACAUUGCCUUGGGGCAAUUGAUGGAAAGCAUAUUCACAUACAACCUCCAAAAAAGAGUGGCAGUCUAUACCACAAUUACAAAGGCAGGUUCUCUGUGCUAAUGAUGGCUGUAGUAGAUGCAAACAACAAGUUCAUCUAUGCAAGUGUGGGUACCCAAGGCAGGGUUUCAGAUGCUGGACUGUUUGCACACUCUGACCUGCGCAAAGCAAUGGACCAGGGCCUACUGAACUUCCCUCCACCUGAGCCUUUGCCAAACUCUGACAUCCUGAUGCCUUACAUGUUUGUUGGUGAUGAGGCAUAUCCGUUAAGAAACGACCUCAUGAAGCCAUAUCCAUUCAGGCAGAUGGAGCAUGGGCAAAGAAUCCUGAACUACCGUCUCUCGAGGGCACGACGAGUGGUGGAGAAUGCUUUUGGCAUUCUUGCCAACAGGUUGAGAGUUUUCAGGUCAACCAUAUGCUUGGAGCCAGACAAGGUCAUAAAAAUAACAAUGGCCUCCCUGUGCAUCCACAACUUCCUCUGUGAGCGCAGGUCUGAGGCGUAUACACCUCCAGCUUUUGUAGACUGGGAGAACACUGACCACGGCGUGGUUGAUGGAGCCUGGAGGAAUCAUGGGAUGGGGGCUUUUCAGCCGGUGGAGCACAGAAGAGAGCGCAAUGCUGCAGUAACAGCAAAAUGCAACGAAAUCUUUUAUGGGACUAUUUCAUCUCACCAGCAGGUAGUGUUUCUUGGCAGGAGCAACACAUUUAGAAAAGUACAGAUGUCAAUGUUUGAUGGGGACUCCGAGCUGAAGAGUAAUGAGGAUGAGACUGUGCCGGUGGUGGAGCUGAAAUGA
Molecule: messenger RNA, 1143 nt
Organism: Onychostoma macrolepis
Lineage: Eukaryota; Metazoa; Chordata; Actinopteri; Cypriniformes; Cyprinidae
Exons: 4
Coding region: 1-1143 (380 amino acids)
Source: RefSeq, a predicted model, not a curated record